Messenger RNA from Syngnathoides biaculeatus (alligator pipefish), 2559 nucleotides. RefSeq names its product sorcin-like. The record is from RefSeq and is a predicted model, not a curated record. Bases 273 to 821 code for a protein of 182 amino acids. Lineage: Eukaryota; Metazoa; Chordata; Actinopteri; Syngnathiformes; Syngnathidae. Gene Ontology annotation, molecular function: calcium ion binding. The transcript is spliced from 8 exons.
UUUUUUUUUUUGCAUUUGAAGGCGACUUCUUACUUAUCAAGUUACACUUUACUAUUAAAACAUUUUUUUAAUUGCUAUGUUUAAUUGUUUCACCGACGUUUUUGUUCGUCUGUUGACACGCCCUCGAAGAACAUAAAAUUAAGCUAUUUGGUAAUUGGCGCGGGGUUUUGCGCAAACAAAACCGGAAGGAGGAGCCAAUAGAACAACUUGUACCCCGGCACUCCGCUUCGGGUCGUCGUGCACAUUCCAACUCGUUUUCGACGAAUUUGACAAUGGCCUACGCGGGAUACGGUGCAGCUCCGGGAGGAAUGCAACAGCAGGAUCCUCUCUACGGAUACUUUACAGCAGUUGCAGGACAAGAUGGACAGAUCUCGGCAGAUGAGCUGCAACGUUGCCUCACUCAGUCCGGCAUCUCCGGCACUUAUCAACCCUUCAACAUGGACACCUGCAGACUGAUGAUCAACAUGCUGGAUCGAGACAUGUCGGGCACCAUGGGCUUCGCCGAGUUCAAAGACCUGUGGCAGGCGCUCAACGCAUGGAAGAACAUCUUCAUGUCCUUCGACCGCGACCACAGUGGCACAGUGGAGGCUCAGGAGAUGCAACAGGCCAUCAGAUCGCUCGGUUUCAAUCUGAGCCCCAACGCGAUGAACAUGAUCAUGAAGCGCUACAGCGUCAACGGAAGAAUCCCCUUUGACGAAUUUGUGAGCUGCUGCGUUCGACUCCGUGGCUUGACCGAUCAUUUCCGACGCCGUGACACAUCUCAAAAUGGCAGCGCCACCUUCCAGUAUGACGAUUUCAUCCAGGUGACCAUGAGCAUGUGAGGAAGGAUGUGGGGGAGGAACACCCUUUUUAUUUUUUAUAUGUAGACUCAUUUUUAAUUCAAAUAUACUUUUGUUGAUACAACAGAACCUUCAAAGUCCAACAAAUACUGUUUAAUUUCACCAAAAACAAGUCAUCCGGGCUGCUUUACGGCUCACUGUUGAUGUAUGUGUACACAAAAUUUAGCAAGCACACAUUAAUACUUUUACUAACAUAUUGUAGAAACUUCUCACAAAAAAAAUAUAAAUGUGAUCUACCGGUAUUUGUUUACUCCCCUGUGUAAUGACAACUUCAUUACAUUCGAAGCAUUGCCUUAUAAAAACCAGCACGAGUUGUUUAUAAGUAAAUAGGAUACAUAUUUAAAGACUACCUCCUCUGUCAGUACUUCAUUUAUUCAAUAAUUUCCCAUCCCUGUUUAUUCUCACUAGGGCACAGGUGUCAAACUCAAGGCCCGGGGGCCAGAUCCGGCCUGCCGUGUGAUUUUAUGUGGCCCGCGGAGGCAAAUCAUGUUUAUCAGCUUCCGUGAUUUUUUUUUUUUUUUUUUUUCACAUCUGUCCCAAAGUUUCAAAUUGUCAUGUCAUAAAUGAGCUAUUGCAAGCAUUUUUGUGUCACCAAACAACAAUUGUUGGAAAAUCCAUGACCCUGAGUUUGUGAUUCCAAAACUAGUUAAUAAAUUUCAUGUCUAAAUAUGAAGAGGCAGUUGAAGAAUGAAUAGAAUUAAUAAUGGCCCUCUGAGGGAAACCCUAAGUAAAAUGUGGCCCUCGACAAAAAUAAGUUCGACACCCCUGCACUAGGGUCUCGUGCAUGCCGGCGGAGUCGGGAUUUGAACCGGGUCCCCAGAACCGUGAGGCAGCUGCGCUAACCAGUCAUACACCAAGCUGCCUAAAAACCUUUCUUUUUUUGGGGGCCUGUAGAGUUUGAGUUUUGGCACGGGACAAAACACAUUUGGCUUUAGAGGUUCUGCUGUGAAAUCAAUACAUGUGUAAGUUCCACUAUUUUUCACUUUUAAUAUCAGCGCCUGGAUACGCUGUGCGCUAUCAAUCAUGUUAAUUAUCUACUAUGUAUGCCCCUCCUUUACCGUUUAAAAUGAGAUGUCACAAUAAGAAAAGGUGCUUCUGAACUUGUUGGUUCAAGUUGAGCCUCAGACGACAGCGGCCUUCAUGAACUGAAAGGAGAAAUAUAUAGAGAUAUUAAAAAUACUAACCGUAACUGAUGCAUGAAAAGGGGAUUCAUCGUUUUGAUUUGAUUGACACACGAUGGCUAGAUUAGGUUCGGCUAACACAGAUCUGGUACACAAUGUUGGAAGCCAUAAUGUGUGAUUGUAUUAAAAUUGUACUCAUAGUUGGCAACAUAAAGCUCGGCCGAUUGAUUAAGGAAUACAGUGGACCCCCGCUAUUCGGGGGGGGGGGUGUCUCUAGACUAACAUCAAAGGUUGCGAUGGAAGUUGACAUUGGAAGCAAAUGUGGACGCUAAUGUUGGUCACUGUAGUGGAAGUUUAGGAAAGUAUUCACGGACGCUAACAUUGGAAGCUAUUAAAGCAAUUUAAUGUCAGAAGUUAACACUGAAAGGAAUGUUGAAAGCUAAUGCUAGAACGUAACAUUUACGCUAAUAUUAGAAGCAAUCGCUCACGGGAAUUUUAAAGCUGCCGUCGGAAGGUAAUGUGAAACCAAACAUUGGAAAAUAACUUGGGAGGCGACAAGGGAACAUAGCAUUGAUGCUAACUUCUGAUUCUAACAUUAG